AACCACCCCCCCCAGAUUCACUUUCUGCCCAUGGAACGUUUGCACGCGUGUCGAUGGGCCGAAGGUGGCCGGACGACCCCUAGGGCAGGGGCGCCCCGUGGCCCUCCGGGACCUACCGGGGGGGAGCGCCAGCCCGCAGCGCCGGCCACGGGCACAUACUGACGAAGUGGAUUCACCAGUUAGCCGGGAAACAUGAAAGAUGCGAGGUCCCGCGGGGAGGAACGGGCCCUCC
Messenger RNA from Aspergillus heteromorphus CBS 117.55, 232 nucleotides. RefSeq lists its product as uncharacterized. Lineage: Eukaryota; Fungi; Ascomycota; Eurotiomycetes; Eurotiales; Aspergillaceae. The transcript is spliced from 2 exons. The record is from RefSeq and is a predicted model, not a curated record. The annotation marks the transcript as partial.